Messenger RNA from Cryptococcus deneoformans JEC21, 1966 nucleotides. RefSeq names its product endopeptidase, putative. Gene Ontology annotation, molecular function: aspartic-type endopeptidase activity. The coding region runs from base 37 to 1512 and encodes 491 amino acids. The record is from RefSeq and is a predicted model, not a curated record. Gene Ontology annotation, biological process: proteolysis. NCBI's taxonomy places the organism in Eukaryota, Fungi, Basidiomycota, Tremellomycetes, Tremellales, Cryptococcaceae. The transcript is spliced from 7 exons.
GUUUUUUUUUCUUCUUCACUCGCCUCUAUCAUCACAAUGCACUACCUCGCCGCCGCCCUUCCACUUCUCACACUCGCCCUCGCCGCGCCCAGCAACCGCCCGAGCGUGCCCCUCACACCCCUCAACUCUAGACAAUACUCGGAUGACCUCGUCGAACGCCAGUCAUGGCUGCUCGAUCAAGCCAAAGGCCUCCGGAGCAAGUACGCUCCUCAUCUCGGUGAGAGAGGACAAGAGCUUCGUAGGAGAGAUAUAAUAGACGAGGGUAUCAUGAGACGGAAGCGGGCGAACCAGAAAAGAGCUACGGGGACCGUUUCCCUUACCGAUGUGGGUCUCGAUGCUUCGUACGCUGGACAGGUGUCGAUCGGCACACCGGCACAGGAUUUUCUUGUGAUCAUGGACAGCGGCUCCUCUGAUCUCUGGGUUGCUGGUUCUACAUGUACAGACAGCUUUUGCAGUCAAAUAACCACCUUUGACACCAGUGCCUCGUCUUCGUUCACCACCAGCAAUGAGGCGUUCAACAUUACCUAUGGAUCGGGCGACGCCGACGGGACUCUUGGCACGGACACUGUCUCGAUGGCCGGCUUCACCGUUUCUGACCAGACUUUCGGCGUCGUCACUUCUACAUCCGCUGAUUUGAUCAGUUACCCUCUUUCCGGUCUUAUGGGCUUAGCAUGGAAGUCGAUUGCUUCUUCCGGCGCGACUCCCUUCUGGCAAGCUCUUGCCGCCUCUGGUGACUGGGAUUCCCCUGAAAUGGGUGUUUACCUGAAGAGAUACAGGGGUGACAGCACUGCGAGCCAGAUCGAGACUGAUGGCGGAGAGAUCCUCUUUGGUGGGCUUAAUACGAGUUUGUAUAAUGGUAGUGUCAACUACAUCUCCAUCGACGAAUCCGACGAAGAUUAUUGGAGAAUUCCUCUCGAGGCUAUGGUCAUCCAGGGCAACUCUGUCUCCAUUGCCUCCUCUUCCGGCGGCAGCAACCCUUCUUGUGCUAUCGACACUGGAACUACCCUCAUUGGUGUCCCCUCCCAGACCGCUUACAACAUCUAUUCUCAAAUUGAGGGUGCCGAGGCGCUUUCUGAGUCUACUGGUUAUGAGGGUUACUACCAGUACCCAUGUGACACUGACGUGACCGUAUCUCUCCAAUUCGGCGGCAUGUCUUAUAGCAUCUCCAAUGCCGACAUGAACCUCGGCUCUUUCACUAGGGAUACUUCAAUGUGUACCGGUGCCUUCUUUGCCAUGGACAUGUCUUCCCGAUCUCCCGUCCAAUGGAUCGUCGGUGCAUCCUUCAUGAAGAACGUCUACACCUCUUUCCGAUACAACCCUGCCGCCAUUGGCUUUGCCGAGCUCGUUGGCGGUUCCUCCGUCUCAACCGGCAAUUCUUCUAGCUCUACCACUUCUGGCGGUACCUCUGGUUCUAACGGCGGUGGAUCUUCUUCCAGUGGCACUAUGGAGAAGAGUGUGCAGUUGGGAUUGCUCGUCGGUGCUGCGGUUGUUGGCCUUGCCGCAAUGAUCUAGAGAAAAAGUUGAUAAGUAUGGGAAGGCGGGGAAAUCUAGGUUGGUCGUACCUGUGUAUUAAAAGCGAAGACAGUCAUAACUGUAGCCAUUAAGGGAAGGGAGGGAGAAGUCAACCUGAGUGUGGAUAUACGAGGACACUCUUGGUUAAUUUUUGCCCCUCAAAAAACUAGAAAACCCCUGCGAAAACCAUCAAGUGUUGUACAUAUCACCUCACCGUCUUUUAUAACAAUAGCAACAGCAUUACUUUUACCAUUUGGAUUAUCGGUGGCCGGCCAAUAAUCAGCCUCAUUCAUUAUAUCUUUACAUAUAUUUAUCUUGUUGCAUUUAGCAUUUCCCCGAACGUUGCAUUAGGUAAUUCAUUCGUAUGAUUGUCCAGAUUUUCGAUAGCAAUUGAUAGCAAACGAUAACAAUUAGUAGCAAAGUGCAAAUGCAUAGUCACAAAUUGCAUCCUCGC